Molecule: messenger RNA, 3605 nt
Organism: Hemiscyllium ocellatum (epaulette shark)
Lineage: Eukaryota; Metazoa; Chordata; Chondrichthyes; Orectolobiformes; Hemiscylliidae
Gene: spty2d1
Product: SPT2 chromatin protein domain containing 1
Exons: 6
Coding region: 178-2310 (710 amino acids)
Biological process (GO): regulation of DNA-templated transcription; nucleosome assembly
Cellular component (GO): nucleolus
Molecular function (GO): DNA binding; histone binding
Source: RefSeq, a predicted model, not a curated record
GAUUGUAUCCGGGUCCAUCUCGGGCCUUUUGUCGGCCGGGCUGCGAAUUGGGUGACAGCACAGUCGGUCACGUGUGAUCUCCGUGGCCGGAAGUGAUGCUCGGUGUUCCGGUAGUGACGACGUUGCGUGGUGAAUGGUGCCUGAAUCUGGAGCCGCUGCCGGAUAGGCCCCGGAGAAAUGGACUUCAGCAGCAUCCUGAGCAAGGCUUCGGAAAACAAGGUGGUGUCGGAGGUCCCGAAGCGUUACAGUUUGUCAGUGAAACCUCUGAAGAAAAAGCCACAAGUGAAAGUGGUGCAAUCUACUGCGGUGCAAGCAUUCCUCAAACGCAGAGAAGAAGAGUUAAAAAAUAAAGAUUUAGAAGAAAGACGGAGGAAGGCGGAGUUACUUGCAAAGCGAGUUGCAUUAAAACAUGAUCGUAAAGCAAGAGCGAUGGCUACCCGUACGAAAGACAACUUCAGAGGCUAUGAUGGUAUUCCUGUGGAACAGAAAAGCAAAAAGAAAACUUCUGAUGAUGAGGCAAAGGACCAGAUAAUGGAUGAUUAUAAUGAAGAUUAUUACUAUGAUGAGACACAGGGCGAAGAUGAACUAUCUGAAGUAGAGGAUUCUGAAGAAUUUGAAGAACCUAUGCAUGAGAGACCAGUAAAACAGCAACACAUGGAGGUACCAGUUAAACGGCGUAAGCAUCAACACAGAGAGCCUGUGGUAUCAAGUAAGGAGCCUAAGAGACUCUGCAAAGAACUUGAGACACCAACUAAGGAACCUGAACAAUUGUUCAGGGAGGCUAAAAAAUCUAAAGUUCCAAAGAAACCACCGUCAGCACCCAUGAACUUCUCCGAUCUCCUGAAGUUGGCUGAGAAAAAGCAGUUUGAGCCAGUAGAGCUAAAGCCAAUUAAAAAAGUAGAGGAGAAGCUGUACACAGCAGAGGAACUGAAAGAAAUUGAAUUUUUAGAACGCAAACGACAAAAACAAAAUGACAAAAGGAAACCUGAGAAAGAGAGCACUUUAUCACAUCCAACUAGCUCAUCCAAGAAAGAAUCUUCAACUAAAGACAGUAAAAACACAAAAUUGGUACGAGACCCAGGAGAGAAACUUAAUUUAUUCAGAGAGAGUAACUCAGCAACAUCUGUUCAUGGAGUUCACAAGAAGCCAAAAACUGCAUCAAGUGAAAAAUCUUCAUCUUCAGUGUCUUACAAAACACCUACACAGGAAAAAUCCAGGUCUUUAGUAGGAAUUGGACAUUCUAUUUCCAAAAAUUCCAGUAGUAAUGUUGGAAAACCUGUCCUAAACAGCUCAGCAAAAUCUGGAAUUAGCUCACAAACGCCAAGCAAAGGAUUGAAACCUGGAUCAAAUGGAAUUCAUUCUGCAGUGUCUUCAAAAAACAGUCAGAGAAGAGCUGAACUCUCAACUUCAGCCAGGAAAAAUGAUGUUUCCUCCGUAAAGCAUGAAAGGACAAGUGGUUCAAAUGCAUUGCACUCCAAAAGCACAAGUAGGUCAGCUUCUGAACGGUCCAAAGGUUCCAGUAACUUAAGCCAAAAACGACCAGCCAGUUCAGACCACACACGAUUGAGCAACUUAGGUCAACAUAAAUCCGGUAGUGCAGUUAAUUAUGGAGCUUCCCGUCCCAGCAAGAUAGGGGGCUCAGAUUCCAUGCGAUCUAAAGAUACAAGCAAUUCUGGACCUCCUAGGCAGAGUAAUACAUGUAACUCUGGGUCUGUGCAAUCAAGAGGCAUGAGUACAUCGGUACGGGUAGCUGGUUCUGGAUCAGUAAGGUCCGGAAAUUCUUCUGUUUCCUUUUCUGGAUGGCAUCCAAGCACUGAUGCUGGGCGACCUGGAAGCAGAGUUGAAGUGCCAAAACCUAAAUGUACUGUUGUAUCAGAAACAAUAUCUUCAAAGAACUUCACAUCGCGUCCCAACAGUGGGCAGAUGAACAAUGUAAGAUCGGCACCACCAGGCUACAGAUCAUUGGCACAUCCAUCAGCUCCUACAAGGCCACCUAUGCCUAUAUCCUAUAGGCGGAGACUGGAGGAGGAUGAUGAUGAAUAUGAUUCGGAAAUGGAUGAUUUCAUUGAUGAUUCUGGGGUAUCACAAGAUGAAAUCUCAAGACAUAUCAAGGCAAUCUUUGGAUAUGACCGCACAAGGUAUAAGGAUGAAAGUGACUAUGCUUUGCGAUACAUGGAAAGUAGCUGGAAAGAACAACAGAAGGAAGAAGCCAAAAGCUUGCAGUUGGGUAUGAUGGAGGAUGCAGAAGAGCUGCAGAAAGAGGAAGAAGAACUAAGAAGGAAGAUGAAAGCUAAGAAACGAAGGCUUUAAUUCAUUGAAAAAAAUCACAAAUUUAUUUAUUAUAUUUAUAUACAAAAUCUGGUUAUUUACAAAAAGUAAUAUGCACUAAAGUAAAGAAUUUGCUUUGUGAACUGUGGAACUCAUUAAGCUGAUUGACCAAUUCAAUAGAAGAUAUAAGUUAGCAUUUAAAUAGGUUGCUGGUAACUGGAGUAAUUUUACAUAAUUGUAUGGUCCAUCGCCAAUUUUUUUUUUUCAGUUCCUAGAUCAUCUGCAUUGGAUAAGGUCACAACAGCAAAUUUGCUCUUUCAUUCUCUGUAUUCCAUAAAUUUUAUUUAUGGAGCCAAGGACUUUGGGUGCUCCAAAAUAUUGAUGUGUAUAAUGUUAAUGUUUUUUGCAUUUCAAGCUUAAAGGCAAAACCAUUUUGUGCUUUAAAGAUUUACCACCAAUUAUCAUUCGACUUUCUACUGGAUGCCUCUGGUUGAUUUAAAAAUUUGAUUUUUUUUUUGUCCCAGCUUCAUUUUUGUUUGAGAUGGAUGAUGUGGCGUAUUAGCCAUGGUCUCUGUCUCACAUCUGAAUUCAAAUUCAUCCCAGGCUCAUGGAAGAAAUGGCUCCUCUGUCUCCUGGCCAAAUGUAAAAUGAGUUUAAGUUCCCUCAUUACAUGAGCUUAUAGUACAUAACUGUUUCCUGUUUCAUCCAGCAGUCACCGAUAACCCAUAAUGUUUCAAGUGAUCAGUGGAAAAAUAUUAAAAGAUCGUAAGACUAUUUGGCUUAUUGAAGCAGAUCCUUAUAGAUCUCUCAAAUGUAGCAACAUAUGGACUUUAAAUAAUUUUUUUUGUUUCCAUUAUGCUGUCUCGUGGAUUAUUCCAAACCAUGAUAUUUUUGAGCGAGGACAUUUUUCCUAGCAACUAUUUUAAAUUCAGUUUUCACUAUUUUAAUUUUAUGUCCUCUGGUCCAAUUCCCUAAUUUUGCUGCUCAUCUGUGAUUGAGGCCGAAGACACAUUGGUGAAAUAUUAUAGAAUGCUUUUCUCUGCAUCCAACUGUGCCAUACCUCCUUUGGGCAUGAUUGAUGCUGGCAGUAGGUGCCUGAAAUGGAAUGGCACUUUCCCAUCACCUUUGAACUCAAUAUUUUCUAAAACCAAAUAGGUUACUGUUCUCUGAAGUGCGAUUUGUUCAAACCUAUAUGCUAGGUUUGCUAGUGAAAAGGUUAAAAAAGUUGAAUAAAAGUAUAAUAAAAUACAUUUUGUAAUUUUUUGAGAAUAUUGCAAGUACAGACUCAUUAAAUGUAAUUGAUACUCUACAAUAAAUUUUUAUCACAUAGUUUAUCA